GUUAGUUUCCAUGUAUUGUCAAUAAUAAUAUACGUGUGGAGCGUUAUGUAGAUAUUGAUAACCCUUACGAAAUAAAAGUUUCAGAACUAAUAAUUAGAUUUUAUUUGUAAUGCUUGUAAAUUUAGUUAGUUAGCUUUGUAUGGGUGUUUUCCAAUAGUGUAAAAUGUUAAAUAGGUUUUCCACUGCUUUGCAGAGUGCUGUUGACGCACUCGCACCGCCUCCGCCGCUGCUUGAAGAUUUUGUGUACCACUGGAGAAGAAUAACAAACUUUUACGUCAAACAUGAACCUGUGACCAAGGUCGUGAUAGAGAAUACCAACAUCCCAGCUCAUCUGGAACAGCUUAUAAAGAUCCUGGUGGAGGACGAGGGAGCGGUGGGGGAGACGGGGGCGGCCGGACCCUGCCUGGAGUACCUCCUGCAGCACAGGAUCCCGGACCUGCUGGUGACCCUGGCCGGGACCGACAGCCCGCCCGGCAUGAAGGCCGUCACCCUGGGCUUCACGUGCCGGCUCCUGACGCAGCUGCGCGAGCCGGCGCUGCCCCACGUCGGCGUCUACACGGCCGUGCAGAAACUGGUUUUGAUGUGCAACGGGAUGCACGCCUCGCCAACGGAGCUGGACGAAAUCCACUUCCUCUGCACCUUGUGCGCUGUGGUCGGCCGGUAUCCGCACUUGAUCAACCUCUUCAAUACCCGGUACGUUGCGAGCAGGCGGGUCAGCCUGAGCAGCGACUGCAGCUCCCUCGGCUCCGGCUGUGACGACGACCCGAAGCGGGGCCCUGUUCCCCCCCGCGAGGACGACUUGCUCGUCUCCCCGGCCCACCCCGCGGGGGAGAAGCCCGGCACGGAGUCCGCCCUGACCACGCCCCCGCUCUCCGAGUCGCAGAGCCCCCUGUGGGGCGAGCCCGAGGAGUUCACGCUCGUGGACGCCCUGCUGAGCUUCCUGCACAGUGCCGAUAACAGGGUAACGGUUAAGGCAUGCGAGGGUCUGAUGUCGGUGGCAGCCCUGCCGUCGGACGGCUUUGCGCAGUCUCUGGCUCGCAGCUCCGUCUUCUGCUCGGAGCUGGCUGCGAGGUUGGCGACCUUGUACCGGUCCAUCCCGCAAGGGGUGGACGCCAACGACCUCGACGACAUACAUGUUAACUGGGGAUUAGACUCGCCGCUUUGGUCUGACGGCACAAAGUUUGCUGGCUGUCGUGAAGUUUCAGCUUUUUUGGCAUGGCUUGACUAUUGUGAUCAGCUGGUCCGGGAGUCCCACCCCACCACGGGCCGUGCCCUGGCCCGGGCCGUGCGCGCCCUCUUCCUGGAAGACGUGCUCCAGACGGCGCUGCUCUCCGGCGAGGACGCGGACCUCGUGUUCGUCACGGCCCUCGUGGCCAAGUGCCUGAGGCAGGUGACUGCCGAGGCGCUGCUGGAAGAGUUCAUGUUCUGGCUGGUGGGGGAGAGUUGUGACCCUGAGCUACCGGACGUCCACACUUGCCCGCUACGAAAGCGGCUGUUCGACAACUGCUUCCAUGACCAGGACGAGAUCAGCCUCGAGACUUUACGCCUCUUCGAGGUGAUGUUAGAAAAGCCCAGUCAGCAUGCCCUGCAUUGCCUUGUACUUACAUACGUAAACUCUCGUGGUUACUACGAUACAUCAUCAUUGGAUUCCGUGAUCGGUUCCUGGAGUGAUGAAGAGGAAGAACGUGAGCGCAACAAUCGUAGUAGUCCAACUUUGGAUUUUUCGGAAGGCUCUUCACCAGUUAGUCGGACUCUGGCUCCCAGGAACAUCGAUAAAGUUAUAAACAGCUUCCUGGAGCUGGUGCCGCGGCAGCUGCGGUCGGCCGGCGAGGAGGAGGGCUACGAGCAGUACGUGCAGGACGCCGACCGGCAGUACCGGGCGGCGGCGGCGCGGUGGGCGGCGAGCGGCUGGCCCUUGGAGGCCUCCUUCCCCGAGGACUGCCGCCCGGAGGCCGACCACGAGGGCAGGGGCCCGACCUUCUACGAGGGCCCCUUCCUGCGCAUGCUGUUCACCCGGCUGGUGCGGCUGCCCUACCAGCCGUACGAGAUCAACCUGCAGCUGACGAGCCUGGUGUCGCGACUGGCGCUGCUGCCCCACCCGUACCUCCACGAGUACCUGCUGAACCCGCUGGUGCCGGCGGCGCCUGACGCCAGCAGCCUGCACGCGGCGCUGGGGCUGGUGGGGGCGGAGCUGGGGGCCCGUGCCCCGGAGACGGGGGGGAGCAGGGCCGCCCUGCGCGCCACCCGGCGCCGCCUGCUGGACGGCGUCGGCGACCCACAGGAUGAAAGCAGCAGCAUACUGGAGAGUGUGAUCGUCCUGGAGGAGUUCACGAAGGAGCUGGCGGCCAUCGCCUUCGUCAAGUACCACCACUCCUCCUGAGGGGGCCUGCCCCGCGCGCUGCGUCGCGAGGCGGCCGUGUUGGCGUCGGCGUCGCACAGGCCCGCGCAGCACGGCCUCCUGUCGCAGCUGUGCCGGCUGCUGUGUCGCCCGGCGCACAGCUACGAGGUCUACCUCUGAGCUCCCCGUACCGACGACGACGGUCAGGCGGGGAAAAAUCUGAGCAGAAACCUUUACCAGUUGAUUCUUUCCUUUGCCUCGAGUCACGAUUGUGCAAGCCGGGCCCGGGGUUGGAGUGCGGAAACGCACGUGUUCUCUGCGGCUGAUGUUAGUGCUUCAGCGUGACGCCUUAAAUACUACACACCUGAAGGUAGCUUCUGUAAGUUUCGUGAUUCGUAUCGACGGCGUUUUUAAUCAAACCAAACCAAUACGUGGUUCGUUUGGACAAAUUAGUAUCUUUGCUUAGUACACACGUGUUCACAAUUGAAAGUAUGGACUAUUUGCCAGUUUUUUAACUCUUCCUGUGCCAGCCAUGCAGUCUUGGCCAUGUAUGCCUUCCGCUAAUGCAGUGAAGUAGAAGCCAAGCAAUGCAACCAGCUACUCUCUCCAGAUAAGCUGGUAGCACUCCUCCAUGCUUUCUCCGCAACAGGCCUGCGAUUACUAGUUUUUUUUUUAAAGCAAAACGAAUAUCAAAUCUAAUGUUUUAAUUAUUCACGGAGGCAAAAUGAGUUGUGAUGGUUUUCGGCAAAACUGUAAAAAAAACAGGAUUAAAGUAAAAAAAAAAAAUGGUUUCACAUUUGAACUGAUUAAAUGAAUAAAUAAUUGGGCCCUAUACAGAUAUAACUUCUAAAAUAUGAAUGCAUACUAGUAUUAAUAUUAAUAUUGAGCAUCCAUAAAAGCAAACUGAGUGCCGCCUUUUUGAAUUUUGCAGGUAACCAAGUUUGUUCAAACAAAACAGUUUGGAAAAUGUUUUAAAACUUUGCAACAAAUGUGAAUCUUUGCUUUGCAACCGAAGCUUCAAGUAAAACAACUAGCAAAUUUCCUGGCCAAGUCAAAUGGAAUAUUAAAAAGACCUUCGAUUGAUUCGCAUAGGCCUACUCUGAAAUCUGUCAAUGUUUUGUUCAUGCAGCGAAGGGGAGAGAGUAACCAUGAUCGUACCUGCUACUGUCUAUUUUCGAGCGCAGUUGGCACUCAAUACGGCAUGCUUCGGUUCAGCACUUUCUGUAAUCCGUAACUAGUCAAAUUGCUUGCUUCGUAAUUUAUUUUGGGGUGGUUUCAAGAAUUUUUUGCUUUUGACAAUAACAAUUUUAAAAAAGUAAUAUAUAUAGAUCAUGUUCUUAGAAAGAGCUUAUACUGUACUGUAUACAACUUGGAAUGAAUGAGGUCUGCGUUUAUGGAAUAAAUCAAGAGGUGAGCGUUGGUAAAUGUGAUUGAAACUUCUAGUUGUGAUAGAGUAAACUGAGAGCGCAGGUCUGGUAACAUUUAAAAGUUGACUGUGCCUAAAGCGAUAUUGCAGUGUUUGUUUGCACGAGUGUGCCAUUCGUGUUUGGAAAUUAAUCUUAAAACUACAUACGAUUAGUAUUUGCCCAUAAAUGUGUGUUCUUUGUAUCAUACGCUGGCUUGCCCUGAUGGAAUUACGAAAAUGACAAGACUUUUGUGGACACCUAACUAGGCUAUAUUGACUUCUCAUUCAUGCCAUAGGGACAGUAUUCAAUAGGUAUACAUAUGUGACAAAUUUUGUUUUGUUUUUUACAGUGGCUUAGUGGUACAUGUAUAUUUUGUCCAUAUACAAGCCUAUUAAUUAUAUUGAUAUAAUAAUUUUGUUUAGAAAUCACUGGUUUAAACUAUUCUGUAAUUAUUGGCAUGGUAUCUCUAACUAUAUGUUGAUUACCACCAAGUUCCACUCAGUAACUGCUGGGUUGAAUAUAAAAUACAAAAUCUUUUCUGCAAAUAUUUUUUAGAAGUACAUACAUAAUUUUAAAAAAAUUUUCCUACCGUAACCCAUAUGUGGAAAAUUCAGAAUAUUUACUAUUCGUAUUCGCAUUAACUGUUGAAGUUAAGAUUGGUGAUAGUUAGCAAAUAUGUAUGUAAGUAUGAUAUAAUUUUCUACUGCUGUACAUACACUGAGAGGGACGUGUAAGAAAGGUUAGAUCCCAAGUGGAAUCUAAAUCAGAACAGAAUGAUUUGAUAAUCUUACAAUGUGGAAAGCUGUGAAAGAUGUGUUGGAUGUUAGCGAGAUGAUAAAUGGAGUCUUAUGGAACAGAGAUUACAAGUUCAAACCAUGUAGGUUACAUAUAGUUCCAGCUGGGAACAUUAUCAUGACAUUUAAAAUCAAAUGUGUCAGAGUGAUAAUUUUGCAGAUAAUUAUUAACAUACCUAUGUAAAUUUCCUCCAUUUUCUUGAUACUAUACUCUAAGCAACACCAUUGUUGUAAAAUUAAGACCAUUAAAAUAUCUUAAUUUUUUUAAGCCAUGGGGGGUUAAAAAAUUGUCAUUUAGGUGCUUGUGAAUAAAGUUCAUUAGAAUUAGGAAACUAAAAAUGUCUAAUAAUAUUUUGAAAACAAAUUAUUUGUAACAACAACUUUUUUCUGUACUUACGCACCCCUUUAAGCCCUAUUUUGCAUUACGUAAUAUUGACCUUAAAUAAUUCUUGUUACUUACAUGCCAUAUAAGUAAAAUUGUUAACAAAAUUAAGUGGCUCACAUUCAAGUUAUGUAUGCUGAUAGUAUUUUGAAAUAAUGGCAUUGAAAGGAAAUAAAACUAGCUGUGUAUACAUGGGAAAAAUUUUUGUAAUGUUUAUUCAUAAAGUGUGAAGACUACAUAUGUUAUACCUGUAAAUGUAAUAUAAUAUGCACAUAAACAAUAGCAAUGCACUUGAAAAUUUAUUUGUGUAUCUUUAGAAAACUGACAAUCUUAAUUUUGUUAUGAGGGAGACUCACUUAUAGCUUUUUGUGCAAUACUUUUAUUAAACUGUCCUGAUGUUUAGUUAAAAAUUUUAAUUGUAAUCACAAUUGCAAAUGUGAAAGUAAUUUUAAAAUUUUUAUGCUAUUGUUGCCUUUACUGUAAUUAAAUGUGGUCCUUUUCAUGUCAUGCCAAGCUGCACAGUCUACAGGCAUAGGUAGAUUUCAAAAAACCUAUUUUUUCUGGAACACCUUAAGAACUUAAUGUUCAUAACAUCCUAUUAUGUUCGAUAAAUUAUUUUCUCAUAUUCCAUGCAGCUGAAAUGUUUGGAAUGCUUUUAACUCGAAGCAUCCAGCAUUGAAUAGCUUAGAACAAAUGUCAUAUAAGGUAUGUCUACAAAGGCAAUUAUAAAUUUGUGUUGACCUCCAAAAAGUAUUUUUCAUCCCUUGUCGUAAUACUGGGUUGUAUAAAACGUUACUUUGGACCAAGGUUUGAGAUAGUAAUAUUAAAAUAUAUUUGAGGGUCAGGAAGAUUUGAAUGUUUUUAUGUCAACCCCUGUUUUCACCGUGAUAGUUCAUUUAAUGAAAAAUUGUUUCAGCCAAUGGUUUUCGAUAAUGUCUAUAAUAAAUGGCAAUGUAUCUAUUUGAUAGUGCUACUAAAAUAGUUUUUUUAUUUCAAAUCUAGCCAUUUCCACCUCUCAGUAAUGUUUGGUUACUUAAAAAUAAGAUUGCAUUCAACAGUGUACAAGGUAUGGAAGUCGUAAUUUUUUGUAUAUUCAAUCCCGUGCAGUAAUAGUUUCUUUUAUCAAAAAAAAAAUUGUAAGACUAUUGUACAUCUAUUAUAAAUUAAUUGUUAAAUUGUUUACUUAAUACGGGAGUUAUGAAUUCAUUUUAUCCUUAGCAGCAAUGGUUGGUUGGAUCAAAAAUUGUUACAGAUAAAUUUUCAAUCACUAUACGUCGUGUAUAUCAGUUGAAAGUGUAUUGUGUCCAUGAAAUUGACAACAGUUUUGGGGUGUAUAGAUCGUGAAACAAAUUUUUUUUUUUUCCAGAAGUUACAUCAUAGUAAUGGCUAUAAUUGGUAGUCUACUUUUAAAAAUCUAUCUAAUACUGUAAACCAUUAGUUUUCUAAUAGACAAGCAUUAGUAACCAAAGUGUUUUUUUUCUUCUUAUAUGUAUGUUUUAUGAAGGCUGUGUAAUUAGUUUAGUUGAAAUGACAGCAGUGAUGUGUCAGCUUGAAGACUUCAUCACAUCUGUUUUAUUUUUUCUUUGUGCGUGGUCAGCUAUGAAAAAAAUCCUGUGGGAUAGUUUAAACUAGAUAUUUGUCGUAAAUGUUUAGUUAUAUUAGCAGUCUUCCAAAGUAAUGUUUGUUAAAGGUGAAACACAAAAAACAAUGUACUGCAACUCUGAAUUGUUGUUUCAAAUAGGUUAUGACACUUUUAGACGCUAAGCAAUAUGUGAAUAUGUGUGUUUGGUUAUUAUAUACAAUAGUGAGGCUGUGUAUUAUCAUCAAUAUUUAGUUUUUUGCUGAUGAAAUAGUGCUGUAAGUAGAAUGUGGCAAAGGGCAUCAUUUCUGUAGUCUUUUAGUGUGAUCAUUUUCUUUGUUGCUAUUAAAUGUCAGUUUACAUGGAAAUUUGUUUAACUAGGAUUAGAGGCAAAUAAGAAAAAUGGAUGGCAUCAAAAUUAAUUAUGACUGAUAAAGGGUUGAGACCAAAAACAAAUUUUUUUCUAGAGUUCAGGUACGGAGGCUAUAUGGAUUUUUUUUUAAGUAACUGCAACCACAAUUGACUUGCUAAAUGUUUUCUCUGUGAAAGUGCACAUGAACUUUGUUUUGUGUUACAAGUCCAUCCAUUAAUGAUGCCAAUAAUUUACUUCUAAAAUAUCAGAGAAAUUCAUUAAAAUGAAAGAUACCAAAUUUUUUUUGUAGGCCAGUACCAAGCCCAAUUUAAUUUAUGUCUUAUUAGAAAGGUAAUACAAUAAUAUUGUAUUAAUUUGCAAUAAUUGGUUUAGAGAACAGUUAAAUUGACAUACUAUAUUUGUGAAUUUCAAAAAUUAUAAUUCAUUUCUUACACAAAAGUAUCAGGAUUAAAUUUCAUUGGAACCUUGAAUCUUAUAGCCUCUUGUCACACCAAAGUAUAAUGUAUAAUAGUGAGCUUAAACUGAACUUGCCAUAGGUAUUUACUAUACAAAGUCCAUAGAUCUAGCUAUAAAGCUAUCAGUGUAGUAUAAUGCUUGUAAAUAUGAUGAAUUACUGUGGUACCAAUACUUUAACAUUCCAAUGCUUACAUUUUUAUUGUGAUAUUUGGUUAGUGAUCUUAUUUCUGAAAGUAAUGCAAUAUUAAAUAGAUUUUAGAGUUUGUUGGAUCAUGCAGUACGAGAAGCAACAAAUAUGCUGUUAGUUCUCUAAACAGUAUGCAAUUUUUUUUGUAAGACAGUCAUAGCAAUGAAAAAUCAUGUUGCACAAUUUAAUAAGUUUCUAUGAGAAAAAUGUGGAUGUGCAAUAGGGAAAUUUCACCAGUUUUCUGGACAGAGAGCCUAAAAUAAAUUUUAUUUUCUUCCCUCAAAAUUAUUCGCUUGGAACUAACUUUGAAUUGAAAAGUUUGGCAAUAAAGUGUUGUUCCAACAUUCAUAUCAGGCUAGUGUGUGUUUGUAUAACACUUUAAAAAGCCAUUUUAUACCCAGAAUAUCCUGUAACUUUAAAAUUGCCUUGCAAAUAACAAUUGAUUUGUUUGCUAUAUAUGAAGAGAUAUAAUUUUUAUUGCUGGAGUGUGUGUCUCGUUAGUGCUAAAUAUAAUACAGUGUUAUUACUUAUGACGAUAUAAAUGCAAAGCUGUAAUGCUGCUGAUGUACAAAUUUGCCUGUAUGUAAAUUCCUAUGGGAGUUUUUAUUUCUAGUCAUUAGUUGUUGCAAUAAAGUUUAUGUGGAAAACAGAAA
Molecule: messenger RNA, 8168 nt
Organism: Bacillus rossius redtenbacheri
Lineage: Eukaryota; Metazoa; Arthropoda; Insecta; Phasmatodea; Bacillidae
Product: FHF complex subunit HOOK interacting protein 2A-like
Exons: 14
Coding region: 164-2380 (738 amino acids)
Source: RefSeq, a predicted model, not a curated record